This is a messenger RNA of Dreissena polymorpha, 1377 nucleotides long. Its product is annotated as lectin BRA-2-like. The record is from RefSeq and is a predicted model, not a curated record. The coding region runs from base 19 to 843 and encodes 274 amino acids. Gene Ontology annotation, molecular function: signaling receptor activity. Lineage: Eukaryota; Metazoa; Mollusca; Bivalvia; Myida; Dreissenidae. The transcript has 2 exons.
UUUUUUUAUUUAUAUCAGAUGUUACAAACUCUACCCAACAAAAUGAUGAAAAGUUUAGUGUUCAUUUUUUCAAACCUUUUGUAUCUAAAAAUGGCUUACAUUACCAUGGCCAAUGAACACCAGAGUUGUAAACUAAACAUUGAAGGCUGCAACUACAAACUGACAUUGGUUCCCAGUGAUGACCAAUGUCAAGGUCACAAUCAAACCAGGUCAAGGUCACAGAGGGCGGUAACCAAUAGCAACAGCGAGAUUGCAGAAAUUCUCCAGGAGCUAAAAACUACAUCGGAGAGAUACAAGAAACUGGAAUACAAACUCACGAAAGACAUGAAGCAGCUUGGAAAACGGGUGUUACGGGGAGCAAGAAAACUGGAGACAAUGAUUAAGAAACAGCAAACAACGGACACAAGAUCCGGUGUAAAGGAUUGUCCGCAGGGUUUUAUUGUGGUGGACAAUUGGUUGAGCUGUUACAUGAUUUCCACGUUUAAUACCAGCAUGUAUGAGGCAAGGGAGAUCUGUCUUGCCCUUGGCAGUGACCUGGUAUCCCUGGAGACCUCACAGGAACACCAUCUCCUGUCCUACCUUGUUAGAAAUAACCCUACCAAUGCAGGUAUGCCAGGCUGGUGGACUAGCGGCACCUUCAUCACGGCCACCAAGCAGUGGAUGUGGACGCCUGGGUCAGACCCGCGACCCGUCACGUACCGAAUGUGGGCGCCAAAAGAGCCGAACGAGGAACAUGCCCUUGACCUACUUUGCCUCAUGAUGCUGAGGCUGGACAACUUACAGUGGCACGACCAGCUCUGCACAGACCACUAUAACUUCAUCUGUGAGAAGUCUCUCGCAUAACUUCAAACUUGUGCAGUUUUUGUAACAUAAUAAUUAUGUUUAUCAAAAUAUUUGUAAUAAUUUUAUGAUUUCAAGGUAAAAAUUGUGUAGGUUUUUUUAGCAUAAAAACGUUGUUUCUCUAACUGUUGAUAAUACAUUUAUGAUUUCAAGGCCAAUAUUUAAGAACUGAAAAGCAUUUUCCUGUGUUUCAUUGGUGUACAAACUGUUCCUAACAACUACACUUAAUGUGCAUAAAUGCAGACAAUUUUAUAAAUACAAAUUUUUGUUUUAGACACUUGUGUUAUCAUAGUUUUUGGUUGGUAACUAUAACAUGAGAAAGGUUGUUUCUAUUCACUUAUACUUCUUAAAUUGUUUAUCAACAAAGACUUCUCACACAUUAUUAAUCAAGUAAGACUUCUAACAAAAAGGAAAUAUCCAAGUGUGCAAUUACAUUAGGCUGGGAAAACAGGGCUAAAUGCACUUGUGGUAAGUGUUGUCUCGAGAAUAGCCUGGGCUUCACAGGGACAACACUAUCCGCCUAAAGUGGAUUUUUAU